CCCUCCCGGAACGGAUCCGGGUGGGGACAUAAUCCAUCUACGCUUCCUCUAAGAGCACAGCACAGCCCUCCCCUGCAUCAUCCAGAUCUGUGUGCGCGUGUGUGUCGUCUCUUCACACGGACACACGCACAAACACCUUGCGGGAUUUCAUUCAGACGGGCUGUAACAGUCAGUGGAUCACGGACUCGGACCCGGGUGGAGUCUGCUGGGCGCCGGUGGAACGGAGCGGACCGGCUGGGCUCUGAUCCAGAAACUAUGCGCUACGCUCUCCAUAUGGUGUCCGUCUGGAGGCUGCCGCUGACUGAGCCUCGCCGCGCGGCUUAACGUUAGGCCGCCUGCGUUCCGAGCGGAUCUGAUAUAUAACUACAUACAUAUAUCUGAUACUGCAGUUUCUGCUGUAGGGCUGGGAGGAAAAACAUGAACAUGUCGGCGCGUUGUUUCCUGUGGCUGCCCGUGCUGCUGCUGUUCGUGGUGGUCGCGCGACAAGGCGGCGGGAUGCCGCUCGCGCCCUCUUCCUCACCGACGACCACCCACAUCAACUCCACGGCGCCUGUAACGGAGGAGCGCAACGCGGCGCGGAACGACACGGACGCGGCCGUGGGGUCGCGCAUUUCCACCAUCCUGAGGGACCUUCCCACCAUCAAAAACGUCGUGAUUUUCGUCUGUGUUUUGACGACGCUGCUCAUCACGUGCCUCGUCGUCAGAGUGUACAGGUCUGGUAAGAAGAUCAGAAAAACACGGAAAUAUGAUAUCAUUACCACUCCCGCAGAGCGCGUGGAGAUGGCGCCGUUAAACGAGGAGAACGACGAGGACGACGACUCAACUCUGUUUGAUGUCAAAUACAGGUGAACUCGCACCAGGAAAGCAACUGCAUCACUGGUGUAAUGUCUCAGCUCCUUGCAUUAAUGAAGAUUUUUCAUCUGAAAUGGAUUCCUACACCUCUUCGUUCCGGCCAUAUUGUUGACUUUUUAUGUCUCACCAGCAUGAAUGAGCCAUGUCUAAUCUUCUGACUGAAUUUUAGACCAUAUCAAAGACUUGUUACUGACUGUUCUACGACUGAGGCCGAGCGGGAGUCUUGGGAGUCUGAUCUUCAUCAAAGGAAUCAUCAUAAAAAUAAAAAAAAAUCAGCUUUUCUCCAUGAAUUCCAACUUUCACAUUCCUGAAAGUUACUAAAAUCGGACACAUCCUCCUUCCUUCAGGAUAGUUCGAGUUGUAUGUUGUGUGUCUGUGAGUGUGUGCGCGCAUGCAGAGACUAAAGUCAGUCCUAACUGAUUAUCCGCCCUCUGAAUGUCCCAGUUUAUUGCACUCUGCUUUUAAAGCUUUGCAGCACAAAAUCAGACUCUAAUUUGAGCUGGAAUGUCUUGUAGUUUUGAAAGUGGUCCAAUAUUCCUGAAAGACUGCUUAACCUUGUUUGUGUAAGGCCCUUAAAAUACUGGAUCACAAGCAAACCCAGCUACUUUAAUGCACAUACUGGACUGAACAUAAACUAAACAGUAUAUCAGAAGUAGAGCUCGGCAGUAUGACAGUAUAUAUCGUUACUGUGAUGCAUUAUGUCACUACACAAUAUGUAUUUGUGAAUUUUCAUGAAUAUUAUCAGUACUUUUAGACCACUGACCAGCUGCCUGGUUUAUUAUAAAAAAAAGAUUGCAACACAGAACAGUAUGCAAAAUACGGAAGAAAAAUCACUGGAGGAGUCACAAUUUUUGAUAUUGCAAAAUAUUUAUAAAAUUUAGUACUACUGGUUUUCUACUUUUUUAUUUGUUAUGACUGAUCAGACAUCAGUUUUAACAAAUAUUGUGACAUAUUGUGUAUUGUGAAAAAUUCUCAGUAUUAUAUAUUUUUGUCAUAUUGCCCAUCUCUUAUCUACAAAUUCAUCCCAAUAGAACUUAAAUGACCAAAAAUAUAUUUUCCAUAAUUGAGUAAUCUAAUAAAUAUAUAACUCUAAAAUUAGGCAUAUACCUAGCCGAAUACAUGGUUAUAGUUUGUUAAAUAGAUGUUUAUUUUCUAAUAGUGACUUCUGAAAAAUUUAUUGUUGUCUGUAAAUACUGUAUAAAAUCAUUCCUCGAAAAUAGUUUAUUUUAAGCAAAAUGUGAUAAAAUCAUUAUAGAUCUAAUAACUAAUAUAUUAACCUCCUAACAUUGUAGGUUUCCAACAUUGUAUAUUGAAUAUCUGUCUGCUAACCAUUAACUGUGCGUUUUUACUGUACGACAAAUUUGUCACAUUUGUAACCUGACGUUGCUAAUCUGAUUUAGCAUUUAGAUUUUAGAUUUUUGUGUAAAAGGGGCUGAGGGCUCCCUGUGUUGCUGCUAUGUGUGGUCAGAGAUAGAUGAUUUGGAAGACACUACGUUUCCAGUGCCCUUAUUUUUAAAUACACUAAAUCAUCACGUUUUCAUCCAUAAGAUGUAGGCAACAAAAACGUUUUAUUGAUUUCAACAAAAACUUAUUAUUUUAUUAUUAUUGUAUAGCAUUCAUAUAAUUGGAGUCAAUUUUGGGAGAAGGACCAUGCCCUGAAUUUCACCUCCUCAUUUCUCAGGACAUAUAAAUCCUCCCAUCCUCCUCUGUCGUUUUUACUUCCUUGACAAACAACAUCACACCCACUCCGUCCUUCCUUCUUCUAUGGAUUAAUUUCAUGUAAGCCCAAAUGUUCUGAGUUCACCUCCCUUUUCCAGCAUUUGUAUGUUACCUGAGAUAUUAGAAAAAUGUAUUUUUAAAAAACAUAAAAAGUAAAAAUUGAGUUUCACCUUACAGAUUUCCUCAGAUACUUUUUACAACAAACAGAAUUGAGAGUACAGAGUUGGACAAAAGACAAAAGUGUUUUUUUUUUAAAGAAAAACAUGUAGCUCAAACAGCUCAAAUUGUGUGAUUAGAAAAAUGUGAUUUCUUGUGAUAUGUUUUCACUGUGGGAAAAAAUUUUAAUGUCCUAACUAGUAGACCAAGUAGCAUUCUUUGACUGCUAAACCAAAGCAUAUUUACCAGGAAAUUGCUUGAUUAUGUAAAGUAUUUAUUUUGGUAAAAGUUUAUUUGAUAGAAACAAGAAAAUUAGAAAAUAAAUUGUAUUUGACUUUAAUUAUUGACAGCAACUCUGCUGAAACCUGCAGGGCACUGGUAAUUUAAUCAUAGCUUAAAAACUGAGUGCGUCAGCAUUUUGGAUUUGUUUAUAGCUGUAGUAAUUAUAUUUUAAACGUGCGGAGCACAUCUGAUGGUUUGGCUGGCUUGAGUUUAGUUCACUCUCUCACCACAAACAAACCACUCCAGAGUUUGAUUAGGAGCGGACCAGAACAACCUCCUCAUGUGGUUGUUUUGGUCCGCACCUGAGUUUGAUUACUGUAUUCAGACCAGGAGUGAAAAUUUAUCGCAAAUUAUCAUACCAUAUACGGACAUAAGCUUUUAUCCUUACUUAAGGAGGAGAGCUCAUUAAAGUGAAUUGGUCAGUAUGUCGGUUUUGUUUAGAAGCAGUGUUUUAAUUUUAAAUCAUAUUUAUUUUUUUAUUUGAAUGAUUUAUAUUCCAAUUACAUUAUCUGAAUUGUCUUAAAAUAUAUUUAAAAAAGUUAGAGUUUUUAAUUGCCAGUGUUGACAGAAACACAAGAGGGUUCAAAAAAAGUUUGAUCUGUUAUUACGUUUUAUUGAUCAUUAUUUAAUAUGCUGUGGGAACUUGUUGCAUAAUAUACUUAUUCCAGAGUAAAGGGUGUGAGCACUGGUAACUUUCCCUGGUAAGAAGUGUUUGACUUGCAGGCAUGUACACACUGCCCUGUUAGCGAGAAGUGUUAUUCCUGUGUACAUAAUGGGUUGAUAUUCCAGACAUAAAUUGGGAGUAGGAGUGACAGAACAGGAAAGCUGCCCUUUCUUCUGUUGUGACUGCAAUAAAUUAUGCUUACAGUAUCCCUGAAAACUGGAGUGUUUUAAAUGUUUUCUCUUCAGUGUUUGAUUUAUGUUUUGGUUGUGGUUUUAAGUGUAAACAGGAAGUACAACUGUGUUACUGUGACUGUCCUGUGAAGACCUUUGUUAUGUGAACCAAUGACUUUUCUUUAUCUUCCAACAUCAAAAUAAACAUAUUAGCUGAUUUAAAGGA
This is a messenger RNA of Astyanax mexicanus (Mexican tetra), 4069 nucleotides long. RefSeq names its product family with sequence similarity 174 member B (gene fam174b). The coding region runs from base 418 to 849 and encodes 143 amino acids. The record is from RefSeq and is a predicted model, not a curated record. The transcript is spliced from 3 exons. NCBI's taxonomy places the organism in Eukaryota, Metazoa, Chordata, Actinopteri, Characiformes, Acestrorhamphidae.